This is a messenger RNA of Hemicordylus capensis (graceful crag lizard), 2199 nucleotides long. It is a transcript of the gene FBXO7, whose product is annotated as F-box protein 7. Gene Ontology annotation, molecular function: protein kinase binding. The transcript has 9 exons. Gene Ontology annotation, biological process: positive regulation of autophagy of mitochondrion; autophagy of mitochondrion. Lineage: Eukaryota; Metazoa; Chordata; Lepidosauria; Squamata; Cordylidae. The record is from RefSeq and is a predicted model, not a curated record. The coding region runs from base 330 to 1886 and encodes 518 amino acids.
GAGCAAAGGAGCCAUCGAUCGGAAACGAGGUUUCCCCGUUCCUUGCUGGGAGAGAGUACGCUUCGAAGAAAGCCGAGUCGUUGAUCGACGAUGCUCGUUGCGUGGUGGGGCGGCACAGGGGGCGUGGCUUUGCGUCACCACGGGAUCGAGGGGUGGAGCGACGGGGGCGGUGCCUCAGCAACCUCAAACAACUACGACAUCGACAGCGGCGCCGGUGGCGCCCAGAAGUUCUGGUGCUCACCACUUUUAAGCCCACGGAGGGGCCUACCUAGCUUCGGUCGGUCGGAGAGGGAGCGCCCAGAGGAACAAGAGGCGCCGCUGCCGCCAUCAUGAAGCUCCGAGUGCGGCUGCAGAAGCGAACGGCUCCCUUGGAGUUGCCAGGGGCGGAGCCAACUCUGGGGGACCUGCGCACGCACCUUGGUCAGACCCUCUUGCCCACCUGGGGAUACAGUUCUGACACAGAGUUUGCUGUAACCUUGAAUAACAAAGAAUUCCUCACUGGAGACCAAGAAGCCCUAGCAUCAUUUGGGAUUGUUUCAGGAGAUUUGAUAUGUUUGGUGUUGGAAGAUCCUAAUGCCGUACCCAUAUUACUUCCAUCCUCCUCCCUGCCUCUACUACAGAAUAAUCAUGAACCUUCUACUUCAGCUAUAUGCCUUGGCCAACCCAGGAGUCAGGAUAAUAAAAGCCACAAUGGACAGCCAGAAGACCAUCAAGUCCAAGGUGAUGUUCAAAUGGGUGACAAUACGGCAGGAUCCAGCCAAGAGUUUGUUUCAGAGACUGUCUCAGAUGACCUUGAUCUCCAAGAAGUUGUGGGUUCUUAUCCUUUGGAGCCAAUGCUUUGCUGUGAAACUACCGAUGGUCAAGUGCCACACUCACUUCAGACCCUCUACCACUCUGCAGAGUGCACCAGUGCCAAUGAUGCCUUGAUAGUUUUGAUCCAUCUUCUCAUGAUGGAGACAGGAUAUGUACCUCAGGGGACAGAAUCAAAGGCAACAUCAAUGCCUGAGAAGUGGAGAAACAAAGGUGUUUAUAAGCUACAGUAUACUCACCCGCUCUGUGAAAGUGGCUCUGCUGUCCUUACAUGUGUGCCUUUGGGGGAUCUUAUUGUUGUCAAUGCAAUGUUAAAGAUAGCGAACAAUAUUAAAAAAGUGAAGAGACUGCAGCUUCUGCCAGCAUCCUUCAUCUGUUUUCAAGACACAGCAAAUGCUGCCAGAGUGUAUAAGGACCUUCAGAAGUUGUCUCGUCUCUUUAAAGAUCAGCUGGUGUACCCUCUUCUGGCUGCCGCCCGGCAAGCUUUGAACCUACCAGAUGUGUUUGGCUUGGUGGUCCUUCCGCUGGAGCUGAAACUUCGGAUUUUCCGACUCCUAGAUUUCCGCUCACUCAUCUCUCUCUCUGCUGUUUGUCGUGAGCUCUACACUGCUUCAAAUGACCAACUACUGUGGAGGUUCAUAUACCUACGGGAUUUUAGAGAUCCUGUUACCAGGCCUCGAGACACAGACUGGAAGGAACUAUAUAAGAAGAAAUUGAAGCAGAAGAAGGAUGCUCGGAGUUGGAGGCAGAUGAUGAUGGGAAAUCCUAUCCCAUUUAAUCCCCACCCACUAUAUCCCAAUCCUUUUCCUCCUAGUCCUCUUUAUCCACCAAUUAUCAUUGGUGGUGAAUUUGAUGAGCGGCCAACACUUCCAUAUAUUGGAGACCCAAUCAACUCCCUCAUUCCUGGCCCAAGAGAUGUGCCGGGUCAGUUUCCUCCUUUGAGGCCACACUUUGAUCCAUUUAUGUCUUUCCAAGAGCCCAAUCCCACACUCCCAGGAAGAGCCAGUUGCAAUGACAGAUUCCUCCCCAGGACCAAUCGGAGCCGCCCGAUUGAUAGUCGCCGUGCAUUCAUAUGAUGAUUCCUGCCACCUCCAUGUUAGGGUUUUAAACCCUCUGUUCCUGGGCUUGCUUUCAAACUAUAGGAUGUUUCAGCCACAGGACUCUGUCUGCCCACAAGCAAUGCACAUGUACCAUAGCUCCAGGGACUGGGCCCAACAACUCAGUGCAAAAAAAUUAGUGCUGCCUCCCUUAGAACUGGAGGUCCUUUGCAAAAGAACUCUGUGAGACACUUUGUUCUUCCUGUUCAUCACCAUCUAUAAAUUGCUUCUUAGAAAGCAAAAGGUGGUUGGCCUUUACUGCAUCAGAUAAAGAGCACUUUAAGCACAAACA